Messenger RNA from Paramecium sonneborni, 4032 nucleotides. The record is from the annotation of a GenBank genome assembly. NCBI's taxonomy places the organism in Eukaryota, Ciliophora, Oligohymenophorea, Peniculida, Parameciidae.
AUGUUUAAAAUUACAUAGACUUAAAUUUUAGAAUGGGUAAAAGAUGGCAACGCUGAAACCCUUAGCACAUUCUUUGAGUCAAGUCUCCAACAUAAUUAAAUAGGAUUGAACUCAUUUUUCAAGAUGGUUGACCAAGAAAAGCGAAAUGUAGUUCAUUGGGCUGCAUAUUUAGGAUAAUUUGCAUUAUUAGAAAAAUGGCUAUAAUAAAAUUCAUAAUUUAUUGAUUUAAAUCAAGUCGAUUUACAUCAUUAUACAGCGAUUGAACUAGCUAGCAUAAAAGGGUAAGUAAUAUUAUUUCUAUGAAAAGUUUUAUGAAGGAAUAUAAUUCUUAACUUUAGUUUAAGUUAAUAAAGUUGCUUGUUGAUCAUUAAGCUAAAAUGCCUAUAGAAAACAAGUAUAAAAGAGCCAAUCCAUUACAUUGGGCAUAUUAUUAUGGAAAUGAAAACUUAAUUGAAUUCCUCCUAUGUAAUUACCCAGAUUUGCAAUAUUAAUUAGACUAAUUUGAAAUGUAUCCAAUUGAUUAUUUAUUUUUGGAAAAUCGACCAGAAGAAUAUUAGUAAUUUUUAUUCAUAAUUUUUAUAGGAAAAACUACAAAAAAAUAUUUGCAAAUACUGUUUAAGAAUAUGCUCUUUAAAACAAUGGUUAUGAAUUUAGAAGUAUUAGAAAUUUAAAUACGCAAAGAACAAUUGCAUAAAGAUCCUAAUCUUUAAAAUCUAAUCAUUUAGAUAAUCGUAUUACAAUCACUGAUUUAAAUUAACCUCAAUUAAAAGAACCAGCUAAUGAAUUAGAUAGUGUUGAUUAAGAAAAAAUUAAUUAACAUUUAUAAUGUGGAUAAACAGCUAUGACAUUAAUGUCUAAAAUGUAAUAAACUGGUACAUGUUAAUAAAAAAGAGAUUCUAUUAGUUCCAGAAUCAGUUAAUAAUUUAAAUUAAUUUAAGAGAGAAUGAAGAAAUUACCGAAUAAGAAUGUUUAAAAUGAAUUACCAUUUGAAGACUCUUAAUAAGAUUUACAUGAACCAGAGGCUGAGAAGAUUCCUUCUCUAAAAAUUCUAUAACCAAGAAAUACAAUUUUUACAAAUCCUAAUUGUAAUAUAACUGAAAAUAUUGAUAAUCCUUGCACUUCUAAAAAUGAAUUAGAAAGUGAAAGAAAUCAGUAGAAAGUAUUUUUGUAAUAAGAUGAAGAAUUUGGUAGAUUAUUUAAAACUAAUAAUAUACCUUCUCGAUCUGAAUAAUCAAAGUAUUUACCAUCUCAAUAUUAAUAAUCAUAAGCCCCAUCUUAAUUUGGAAGAUAAUUAUCUUAAGAUAUUCAAAUCUCAUAAGAUGAUUUUAGACCUUCAAUUAAAGAUUUUUCAAGAAUUAAAUAAAUGCGACCUUCAUUAAAAAAACCUGGUUAAAAGUUAUUAAAGAGAAAAAGUACAAUUUUAAAAGAAACAUAUACAGUUUUUCAUUAUGCAAAAAGUUAAACAAAAAAAUAAUUAUUUCAAUGUAGAUUACAAUUUUGGUCAGCAAGAAUAGAAGCAACAGAAUUCUUUUAAUAUUUUUUAAAAUAGAAGUGCAAUCCAUUUCUAAUUUAAUAUUAAGGAUUUAAUUGUUUGCAUAUAGCUGCUCAUAAAGGAAAAUAUAAAAUUCUUAAAUUAAUCUUAGAAGCUGAUUAUGAAUAUUAAGAAUUUAAAGAUCUUUAAUAAUUACAUCGUUCAAUAAAUGUUGUAUAAUUUACAAAAACAUUAAUAAAAAAAAACAUUUUUGAUAAGGUAAUUGUCAAUUAAAUCAUUCUAGCUAGAAGCUUUUAACUUGAUGACAUAGUAGAAUCCUUCUAAUGCAUUGCAUUUAUCAACUGAAAUUAAUAAUCUUGAUUGUAUUUAAAUAUUAUUAGAGAAUGGUGUUUCAAAAAAUGAAUUAAAUUAUAGAUGUUUGAUGCCAAUGGAAUUAACAUUCGAUGAACAAAUGGUUAAUUUUUAUGAAAAUAAAGGGAAAGAACAAAGCUUUAAUUUGAUGGGUUUCAUAUAUGUAAUUUAGACAUCUGGAAAUCAAGAUCUAUGUUAAGAUAUUGUAUUAUUGUAAUUAUAAAAUAUCAGAGAGACAUUUGAAUAACGUAAUAUGGAAUUUGAAUUUUUUAUAAUAAAUACACCAAAUUAUAGAUAUUUACAAGAUGGAAGAGAACAUUGUGUGAAACAUCGUUAUUAUAUAAUAAAGUUAUCAUAAGAUACAAUUUACAAGUUGGCAGAUAACUAUUAGAUUGAAUGCUAUCAUUUUACAAAGAAAGUAUCAUUCAAUUUAACUGAAAUAGCAUUUGACAAAAUUUUAAUAUAGUGACUAAGGGCAUUAUGAAUUUCCUAAACCAUUACAAUUAUAACAACUUAUAAUAAAUGUUUUAAAUGAAGAGUUUGAUUUGGAUAAGUUUGUUUUAGAAGGUUUAGUAGUUUCCCAUUUCCCAUUAGAAGAUAUUAAGAAAUCUCAAUAAGUAAAUUAAUAAUGGAAGAAACUUCAAUAUGGUUGCAUUAGAGAUACUAUUAGAAUAAAGACACAUUAGAUAGCACUUGCACCGUUAAAUUUAAUAGCAUCAUAUUAUGGACCUGUAAUUGCAUGGUACAUAGCAUUUAAUGUUUAAAUAGUUGGAUGGCUAAUAAUACCUGCUUUGGUAGGAUCAACGAUUUAAUUAUAUUAAUUAAUAGCUGAAUAAAUACAGUAAAAUAUAAAACAUAUAUUAAAAGCGCUUCAAUUUUACCUUCUUAUGCUUUAUUUAUGUCUCUUUGGGCUACCUUAUUUAUGGAGAAGUGGAAGAAUAGAGAAUCAGAACUCAAAUACCUUUGGGAUAUGCAUAAGUUUAAACAAUAAGAACCAUAGAGAGUCAUGUAUACAGGACUAUAUCAUGUUGAAAAGUGUACAAGAAAAGUAGAAGUGUACGAUUCUUUUACAACUUUUAAGAGAAGAUUGAUUGCUGAGUUUCCUAUAAUUUUAUUAGGAUUUACAAUAAUAUUGGUGAGCUUUCUGGCAUUUAAUUAAUGGUAAUAAUAAUAAGAUCCUUAAAAUGUGUAUAUGCCUAUAAUAAUAAAUUCAUUAAAUGGAGUUAGUAUGACUGUUUUAUGUGAUUUAUAUAAAAGACUAUGUAAAUUUGUGGUAAAUUGGGAGAAUCAUAGAUUUAGUUCAGAAAUGUAGCAUUCUUAUGUUUUAAAAGUAUUUUUAUUUGAAUUUUUGAUAUCUUAUAUUUCAGUAGUGUAUGCUGUUUUAUUUAAGACAGAUUAGACAUAAUUAACAUUGUCUAUAGCGAGCAUCAUUAUUACAAGAGGUUUGAUUUCUAAUUUAUAAAGUAAUUGUUUACCAUUUUUAAUAUAUAAAUAUUUAAAAUGGGGAAUGCAAGGUUAAUUUAAUGCAUUUAAGGCUUUAAAACAAUAAUUCAAGAUUUGUGAUAUGUAGUAUGUAAGAGAGAAAUUAGAUCCAGAUAAAUAACUUGAAUUAUUACAGAUGAUGGAAGAUAGUAAUAAUAAGUAGCCAUAGAAGGAUUUGUAUGAGGAGUAUACAAAUAUAGCAAUAUAAUUUGGAUACACAACAAUGUUUUCACCUGCAUUUGCUGCUGCUCCUUUAUUUUUUUUGUUGUAUCAAUUUAUUAAUUUGUAAUUUUCGAUUUCAAAUUAUUAAGAAGUUUUAAAAAGAGAAGUAAGAUAUUAAAAUACUAAAGAGAGCAUAAGCAGCAGACUCGAUUGGUAUUUGGUUGUCAAUAUUUGAAAUAAUGAAUUAUUGUUCUACAUUUAUGAAUUGUUUAGUGAUAGGGAUAGUAAAUAAAGCAGAGUUUUAAGGAUUAAUAGGGGAUAGUAAUCCUUUAAUAUAAGUAUUAGUAUUAGCAGCAAUUGAACAUAUAUUAUUAUUAAUAAAAUACAUAUUAGGAAUAAUGAUACCAGACUGUCCAUAUUGGGUAUCAAAAGAAUUAAGAAAGUAUGCAUAUUUUGAGGGAUAAAGUGCAAAAGAGUGUUUAGAUAUUGAAGAAUCUAUUGCAAAAUAAGCAUAGAUUGAUGAUGAUAGAUAGAUUAUUAUUUGA